This is a messenger RNA of Nannochloropsis gaditana CCMP526, 1010 nucleotides long. RefSeq lists its product as uncharacterized. The transcript has 2 exons. Bases 50 to 271 code for a protein of 73 amino acids. The record is from RefSeq and is a predicted model, not a curated record.
GAGCAGCCUUCCACCCUUGUCCAAGGCUACAUUUCAGCCACCGUCCCCAAUGCCCACGGCCUUAUCCGUGAAAAUCCGGAGUGUGGUGGCGUCCGAGGAGGGAAAGGCGGGGGGAGGGAAAGAGGAGUCGAAAGGGUCAGGAGCUGCCGGGGGCCCCGAGACCGUGCUGGCGAGAAGAAGAAGAGAGGAAGACGGAGAGACGGAGGACAGGCGGAGACCAGGCGGCGUGCGUGAUGGGAUCAAUGGGGCGGGCCACGAAGGGAGGUUGUGAUUUGUCGGCAACGGAGUAGAUUUGGGAUGGGGGGUACGAGGGUGUGGCUCAGGGCAGCGACUGGUACCGAAAAACGCCGAGUGCCAGUCACAAGGGCGUGGUGAGGGCCAUAGCAAUAGAGACAGGGUAGUAGCCUGCAGGCGUAUGGUCGCGCGCGUGCGAAGGUCGGACAAGGAGCUUCAUGGGACCGUAACAUGUGCUAGAAGCCUAAUGCCUCUUUCGGCGCGGACACGUAGGCACCGGAACGCGGGUCAAUAUGAAGCAUCCUAAGGCAAGCUACAUGGCUUUUUUAGAUGUCGCUCGCUGACGAGAAAUAGAGGGAAGUUUCAGUGGAAAUAUAUUCUUGUGCGGAGGGGGAAAGGGGUACAGCAGCCAGUGUGUCGGUGGUCGACAGUUCGUAAAAUUUGCUUUCACAUGACUCAAGGAUAAAAUCAAUUGACCUUGCCAACUCGUGCGUGGUGGGGGAAAAUCGGGUGCCGUGGCCCUCCCUGGAUGGUACUGGGUGUUUGUGUAUACUUCCAAUCCUUUCGGAUGGGUCACAUUAAAUGCAGAGAGGCGCGUUGAAGAGGGAAAUAGUACACGGCAUGACUGACCUUUCUUCCUUCAAGCAAAACAAUCGCUUCAAAUGCUCUCCACGUGUCGCUUGUUUUCCAUCCACUAUCUUCCUUUUCCUGCCUUCUUCUGACCUAAAUCGUUUUUCUCGCCCUCCUAGAGGGGGCGCAGGCUUUGGCUCUCUUCU